This is a messenger RNA of Kalmanozyma brasiliensis GHG001, 2850 nucleotides long. Its product is annotated as Adenosine/AMP deaminase domain protein. Gene Ontology annotation, cellular component: cytosol. Gene Ontology annotation, molecular function: AMP deaminase activity. Lineage: Eukaryota; Fungi; Basidiomycota; Ustilaginomycetes; Ustilaginales. Gene Ontology annotation, biological process: IMP salvage; AMP metabolic process. The coding region runs from base 1 to 2850 and encodes 949 amino acids. The transcript has a single exon. The record is from RefSeq and is a predicted model, not a curated record.
AUGUGUGGAACUCGCAGGCCCAACGGCGACGGCGCUCAUCUCUCCGCCAUGGCACGCAACCUCUCCAUGCAGGAUCCUGUUAAACAUUCAACGGCUACAAUGAGCGACGAGCACCCUUUCGUGCACGACGAUCUAGGACCAGAGACCCCUCCUGUGCCGCGCGCAGAUGCUUCUCACUAUUCUGAAGCCGACGAAAAGCGACUGCACGAAUCCGACGGUCACUACUGGGCUCAUAGACGCAUCUCCUCCUCUCAUCAGAAUUCUCCAGCCAUCGAUAUUCCCUCUCGUCUCCAAGCCUCAUUCACUGCUGACUCGCAAAACGAGCUCGAACCCACGUUUGCUUCCACCUCGCUCGCCGAGAGAUCCUCGGUCUUUUCUUCGGGCUCACUCCAGGAAGACCGACGUUCCAACGCCGAUCUGGACGUCUCCGGAGAUGGAACUCACGUGCCUCCUCCCAACGUCGCUACCAUCUUUCAUGACACUCAACCCGCUCAAGGCUCGGUCCCCAAGCACAGCAACCUCCAGGCCGCCAAGGACAUCAAUCAUUUUGCAGCAUCCCCCGCUGAAGCUGCUGCCGCCGCUGCUGGUCUCGGCGCGGCUCCUCAUGCUCCUCUGGGAAAUGCAGUCAACGGCGAUCCUACACAUCUCAGUGCUUCCAAUGUCGCCGUUCACUCCGAACUUUCUGGUGAGCUGCGCGCCCUCUACACCAGCUUGCAGACCUGCCUCGAGCUCAGAGACAAGUACAUGGGCGCUAGUCUUCAGGGCGCAUUGGAAGACAAUCCUAAGAAUUGGGACGCUGAGUACUGCGCUCGUCAGGCGGCUGUCAGCGGCGACGUUACACCACGAACGGCAUCCGGUCCCGUCGCUGAGGGGACCAUCCAGAUCGACGGUUCAUCCUGUGACUCGGAAUCGAGCAAGCCUAAGCCCUGGCGCAUCUAUCCCGCGCCGCCGCGUCCCCAUUGGGAACUCUUCAAUCCUCCACCUGCAUCGUCAUUCGUCGUCCGUCCCACAUCGGUCAACCCUCUACCGCCACCCAUCCCUCCUGCCAGUCCCGCCAAUGCCCAAGCCGCUCAGGCGCUCCUCGAAAGCACCGGCGGCAAGCCUGGUCUCUACCGCGAACAGGACGUCGUCAUUCCUUCCGAGCACACACGCAACGGAUCAGCCGUCAGCUGGCGCAUGGACGAAACCGGUGUGAUCCAGGUGUACGAGGGCGAAGCUCCUGCAGCCUUGUCAACUCCGACACAGAGCGUCGACGAGCCAGCACCCGCAAGUACACCUACUGGCCCCAGAAAGGAGCCCCUAUUCCGCAUCCCCACCAUUCGAGAGUAUUUCAAAGAUCUCGACUACCUCCUCGGCGUCAUCUCUGAUGGACCCGUCAAGAGCUUCGCCUGGCGCCGACUCAAGUAUCUCGAGAGCAAGUGGAACCUCUACUUUCUCCUCAACGAGUACCGCGAGCUCGCAGACAUGAAGCGCGUCCCUCAUCGUGACUUUUACAAUGUCCGUAAGGUCGACACUCACAUUCACCACAGUGCGUCGAUGAACCAAAAGCAUCUUCUCCGCUUCAUCAAGGCCAAGAUCAAGCGGUUCCCCGACGACGUCGUCAUCCAUCGUGAUGGCAAGGACCUUACCUUGCAGCAAGUGUUUGAAUCGCUCAAUCUCACUGCCUACGACCUUAGCAUCGACACCCUCGACAUGCACGCUCACCAGGACGCUUUCCACCGUUUCGACAAAUUCAACCUCAAGUACAACCCCAUGGGAGAGUCGCGUCUCCGUGAGAUCUUCCUCAAGACCGACAACUAUGUCAAGGGACGCUACCUUGCCGAGCUCACCAAGGAAGUCAUGACCGACUUGGAGCAGAGCAAGUAUCAGAUGGCAGAAUAUCGUCUCUCCAUCUACGGCAGGACAAGGGGCGAGUGGGACAAGCUCGCCAGCUGGGUUGUCGACAACGGCCUCUUCAGCCCCAACGUCCGAUGGCUCAUCCAGGUCCCUCGCCUGUACGACGUCUACAAGGCCAAUGGCACCGUCGACAAUUUCGAGCAGAUCAUUCGCAACGUCUUUGAGCCGCUCUUCGAAGUCACGCAGAACCCCAAGAGCCAUCCCAAGCUGCAUGUCUUCCUGCAGCGCGUGGUUGGAUUCGAUCUCGUCGACGACGAGAGCAAGCCCGAGAGACGUGUCCACAAGAAGUUCCCCGUGCCAAAGCUGUGGGACUUCAAGGACAGUCCGCCUUACAACUACUGGCUCUACUACAUGUUUGCCAACAUCUCGAGCCUCAAUCAGUGGCGAAAGCUGCGCGGCUUCAACACGUUCGUGCUGCGACCUCAUGCCGGUGAAGCGGGUGAUACGGACCACAUGGCGGCUGCCUUUUUGACAUCGCAGUCCAUCUCGCACGGCAUUCUCCUUCGGAAGGUGCCAGCGCUGCAGUACCUCUACUACCUCAAGCAGAUCGGUCUGGCCAUGUCGCCGCUGAGCAACAACGCGCUUUUCCUGUCGUACGAUCGCAACCCCUUCCCCAACUUCCUCAAGCUCGGCAUGAACGUCUCGAUCAGCACCGACGACCCGCUCCAAUUCCAUCUGUCCAAGGAACCGCUGCUGGAAGAGUACUCGGUUGCGACGCAGAUUUACAAAUUGACUCCAGCAGACAUGUGCGAGCUGGCUCGCAACUCGGUCUUGCAGUCAGGAUGGGAGAUGGAGAUCAAGCGACACUGGUUGGGACCCAACUUCCAGCUGCCGGGUCCGAGGGGGAAUGUUGUGGCCAAGAGCAAUGUUCCGGACAUUCGUUUGCGUUUCAGGGAGGAGACGCUUCGGGAGGAGCUGGAUCUCGUCUGGCAGAAUCAGGCGCCCAUGCCUUGA